Messenger RNA from Oncorhynchus tshawytscha (Chinook salmon), 1794 nucleotides. RefSeq names its product protein-lysine 6-oxidase. The coding region runs from base 245 to 1492 and encodes 415 amino acids. Gene Ontology annotation, molecular function: protein-lysine 6-oxidase activity; copper ion binding. Gene Ontology annotation, biological process: peptidyl-lysine oxidation. The record is from RefSeq and is a predicted model, not a curated record. The transcript has 7 exons. Lineage: Eukaryota; Metazoa; Chordata; Actinopteri; Salmoniformes; Salmonidae.
AAACCGAAUUAGAAACUUCAAAUGUUCAACUCCUCCCCACUCUUAGCGCAUCUGCAAAAAUCCGAACAGAACGAUGUGAGGUUGCGUGGCGAACAUAGCAAUACUGGUGCAAGUUUUUCAGGAUUUAAUUUGGUGUAAAUUAGACUUACUUUAAUGUACUUUAGUUUCAAAGUACAAAUGCUAGACCACAGAAAUUAAAAUAUUUGUAAUUAGUCAUAAUCUAUUUAGUUGAACUAAUUGUAUUAUGGGCGCGUGUAAAUUUGGCAUUUUUUAUGCGUGUGGGCACGUAUGUUUAUUAAUUUGGAUACUGCAAACUGUCCAAUCUCAGCGGCAUCCACCAGAGACGAGACAAGUAAAUAACCAAGUGCCAGGUAUACGGCAGACAAUACAAUGGGCGCACAAUGGUAACGUUUUUAGCCUUCUGAGUCACGGCUCGGAAUAUCGACCACCAAAGCAAAAAGGCGGCAAUAAAGAGCAGGAGAAACCUGUCACCAUCAUUAGAGAUGGGGAAGCUAACAAGCCUUCUGACUCCUCAAGACAGUCUCUCUCGUCUACCCACACAGUGUCCCGUGCAGGAGCGCGCCCGCGCUGGCUACCACCUCAAGUUCCAAAGCCGCCGAGGGGACAGGGGCACCAGCAUCAGGAUGUCCAUCCAAGUGGCCAUGCAGAAACUAAGGCAAAUGGCACGACGAAUGGGACACAGGACAAACCGUCCCCUUCGCCGAGAAGAGAAGACGUGAUGGCAGGGGAUGAUCCUUACAACCCAUACAAGACCUCCGAUUCAGAUUCAGAUAAUCCUUACUACAAUUACUAUGACGUGUACGAGAGUCCCAGGCGCAGAGAGAGACCUGGAUAUGGCACAAGGUACCAUCAGAACGGUCUGCCUGAUCUUGUACCAGACGCAUACUACAUUCAAGCCUCCGUAUAUGUCCAGAGAGUUCCAAUGUACAACCUCAGAUGUGCAAACGAAGAGAAUUGCUUGUCAAGUUCGGCUUACAGCGCCAGAGACUAUGACACCCGGAUGCUGCUGAGGUUCCCACAACGUGUGAAGAACCAGGGGACGGCUGACUUCCUGCCAAGCAGACCCCGCUACUCCUGGGAAUGGCACAGUUGUCACCAGCAUUACCACAGCAUGGAUGAGUUCAGCCACUAUGACCUGCUGGAUUCAGGUGGGAGGAGUGUGGCUGAGGGACACAAGGCCAGCUUCUGCCUGGAGGACAGCUCCUGUGACUACGGCUACUACAGACGCUUUGCCUGCACCUCACACACCCAGGGCCUGAGUCCAGGAUGUUAUGAUACCUAUAACGCAGACAUCGACUGCCAGUGGAUCGAUAUUACAGAUGUGAAACCUGGGAACUACGUCCUGAAGAUCAGUGUGAACCCCAGCUAUCAGGUUCCAGAGUCUGACUACAGCAACAACAUUGUGCGCUGUGAAGUUCGCUAUACUGGCAACUAUGCCUAUGUUUCAGGAUGUCACAUCUCACAAUAUUAAGAGGGGGACGUCAUUCUCCAAACCACUGAAGCAUUUCUGUGAAAACUCCAUGACAGCCAAGAAAACAUCUUGAACAAAAUGUGGACACACAUGGCUAACUGAAAAUGUGUAAGAAUGGUCAUACUCUUGUUAAGUUGGCCUUUGUUUUUCAGGUUCAUUAAACAUGUUUUUCUCAAGCCAUUCUAUAAGUGCAAUAAAGUAAUAAUUGCAUUUAUAGGUUUCAUUAUACUACAUUACAAUAGUUUAGACAUGUUUUAAAUGGUGUAAAUCAAAUAAAUGGAAUUUCAGACGUCCAAAGCUCA